UUUCCUUGUUCCUCUUCCAUAUCUGAAAUUUCAGCUCUUGCACCUCAGUUCUAACACCUGUAUCCAGAUCUGGUUUGAGGAUGGCAACUUCUUUUCAGCAUAAUGUAGACACUGAGAACCCAGGAGGAGUAAUGGCUGGUAAACGAGGACAGAUGCUGUCUGCAGGACCAAGGAGAGGUCUGGGCAAGGUCUUUUCAUCCAAUGAGAACUCUCUAGUGACGCCCCACCGGAAGGCUCUGGGUGAUCUGAGUAACAACAAGGCUAGUCGUCAACCUUUAGGGAGUCUAAGUAACACCAUUCACAAGACUAACCAGGGUAGUGGACUCAUCAAGAAACCUCUUGGUAGUCAGCUCAAGACACCAGGGCCUGGCAUCAAGGUGUUCGGAGAAGGACCAGCGCUAAAGGGUAUAGAGAGCAAGAAGAGAGCCCCCAAGGUCAAACCAGAGAUCAAGAAAUCCUUAGCAAGUAAUCCCAAACCAACCUUCACAUUCCCUGAUAUAGAAAACAUGAAGAUCUUUAAAGAUGAUGACCGGACCUUCAACAGGCUUCCUGCUGAGGAUUGCUUGUCUUCACACCUAGAUCGUCUUGGUACCAUGAAGACCACUCUCUUUAGAUACCCUGUCAGAGAUGUUGAUGACAUCAAUCCAGACUUCUCACAUCUCUCUUUGGAUAAGAUCAUCAGACCAAGCCUAUCAGAUGAUGAUCUGCUGAUUCCACCUUCAUCGACUCCAAUGGAGUGCUUAGAUCUUCCACCUGUAGAAUCCAUCGACUUCCUGGAUAUCAACAAUCUUAUCUUUGAUUGAACCCUUCUCCAGCAGACAGGGUGCGGACAUCAUCCAGGAACUUCUGUCCUCUGAAAGCACUCCUGAAACAGAUAUUGACUGUUGCUGUAAAGUAAUCUAUCUAAAGUAACUUAUCUUGUAUGUAAAUGCUGUCUCAUUGCUGCUUUAUGUCAAGCCAAAAACUGAAGCUGUGAUGCCAGUGGAGACUUUGUGAUACAGGUAUUAAAAAAUAAAGUGGACUUCUCUUGAUUUUGAGACCUGUCUGGCAGGGAUUGUUUGAACCGAUGAAAGAUGUUCACAUGGAUAUCUUCAGUGCGCUGCAGGAUCUAUGGACACUUUCAAGAUCUUUUCUCGAGAUGAUGACCUGGACAGCAUCCUUGGGCCGUGCCAACAUCAUCAUCAGGUGAUUCUACAAUGUUUGCUCCUGUGACAGCUGCCCCAUUGGAAACCUGCACAUCGAACUCAACCUCAAACCUAACACCAACCUUAAUUCCUGAUGUUAUUUUGACCCCAAACCCUAUCACAACCCUAAACCUAUGGCCUAUUCUCAAGUCCAGUUUAAGUUAAACCAUGAACAAACGAUGUGCUUAAAUUAUGGAAAACUCAAAUUGUCAAAGCUUUACUUACAUUACUGGUUUCUUAUAUUCAAUUUGUUCUCCAUGUUUAAUGAUGACAAAACAAUUCAGAUAAGUAAUAAUUCCCAGACAGUUAUGAAUUACUGGGGUACCAAAAGUACUGGGGAAAAAAAUGAACAUCUAGUGGCUAUCAAUAACUUUAAACCAGAGGUUGAAUCCAACAAGAUUUCAGAUUACAUCCCGAUGACUUGCAGAAAUUGUCACAGGAGCAAAUGUCCGCUCACCUUAUCAUGUAGCCCUGUCAUGUGGAGCUUUUCAUUUGAAGAACAGGUGACCAAUCUAGUGAGUGCCAUCAUACCAUUUAGAGACAGUGAUUUUCCAUUUAAAAAAAUUGUCUUUUGCGUUUCUGAAAAUCUGUAAUUCCGUUUCAACUUGAUCUGAAAAUGGAAAUUCCGUUUUGUCACUGAAAAUGUACACAACAAAAACCUGAAUUCCGUUUUGCAAAGGUGAAUUCCAUGAAUUUUUACAUGAAAAGUGUAAGAACCAAACGGAAUUUCCGUUUUAUUUACCGGUAAAAUGGAAAAUCACUGUCCCUAAUCAUUACAUCUCUUAAACACCAUACUGUCCGACUUCAGUUAUCAUGAAGCAACAUCCUUGUCAAUGCCACUUAGUUAUAUCAAUGUACUGAAAUAGGAGUCUGUGAUACCCAAGGUAUACCACUGCAGAGAAGGACUGCAUUCAUGGUAUCCAAGGCCAAAACGGGACAAAAACUCUUCGAAGUUAAUUAAUAACUGUAUAUAUCAUAAUCAUGUACAUGUAUUUACCAUCAAGAUGUCUUUUUUAAUGUAUUUUAAGAUGAUAGCAAAAAAAAUCAUCCUGGGUCCUGGAACCCACACAUAUGAAAGAACAAUUUUGAUUGGUUAAUAGUCAGUCUGUUUGACAAACAGUGCAUACAACAAUGAUCUUUAUUAGCCAUUACCAAUCCGUGAGCAAUUGAUGACAAAAUUCUUUGUCACAUAAAUUAUGUCAAAGAUCAGGGUUUUCCAGCUUCUUCAUUUCAAUAGUUUUUAAAUCUGUUUCUUUAUUUGAACACAUGUAAAGUGCUGCUUUUUUUAAUAACAAAUUUUAGACUUAUUGAGCAUUUGUCCAUUUUUUUUUAGGAAUCACCCAUAGUUGAUAAUUUUUCUGGUGUAGAUGAUGUGACUAUCCUUUGUAUUUUUUGUCCAAAGUUUUGUUAAAAAUUGAAGAAUUCACAUCUUACAACCUGAUAAACUUCAGUAAGCCAUCGAAAAUAAAAGCAGAAAAAUAUAUCCAUUUAUGGUAUUCCUCUCAUACGGGUUAAUUAUACAAAAAGAUUCAGGGGGAGGGAUCUAAUUAUGAGUGACUACAUCUAUUCUCAAUGCAUUAUCUUUCAUUGCACUGCUAAAGUACAUUUGAAAAGGAACCAAUAUUGCAUCAUGUCUGAUAAAUUAGGUAAUAUUCCAGGACUGAUGUCAUAAAACAGAACAGGAUAUAAUAAUUAUUCUUUGAUAUUUUUCUUAAAUUGGUGGUAUAGAGAUAGAUAAUGGAUCUUUUGGACAAAAUGUUGCAUCUGCAAGCAGGGCAAGUCAGUUCAGUUUGAAAAGUUUGCCCACUCCUUCUCCAAGAUUGAAAACGAUCAUGAUACAAUGUGCAAAGUUAUCAAGCUCAAGUCUCCCUCAACCUUAAGUUGUUUGAAUAAAUGAAGAAAACUAAAAUAAGCAUCAAUCUCAAUCUGGAUGUAAAACUGUGAAAUAAGAGAGUUAUGUGAUUUUAAAGUCUUGCUGCAUUUUAAUGCACAACACAUAUGAUAUUCAAAUGAAAGAGCCGAUGAUGUUGCACUAACACUAAUUCUGAGAGUCAAAUCAAUUUUCUUCUUUUUGCAAUUUUUGAGAGUAAGUUGGUUUUUUUGUGAGGGUUGAAUCAUGGAAUAUAUAAUGAUGGUGAUCCCAUAUAUUCACAUUGUAGUCAAACCUUGUUUGAAUUACAGGAGGGAAAAUGUAAAUAUUUCAUGAUAAUAAUGAAAUACACAAUAGUGAGUGAGUGAUGUCAAUAGUUGCCUCAUUUGCAUAGCGCCCCAUGUUGUUCAUUAACUUGUGAAUUCUUUGCGAAAAUAAGAAAAGAAUAUGCCUUAAACUUUCAUAUUUUGCCUCCAAUUUUGAUGAAAUUGUCAGUGCUUUGCUUGUUUGAGAUUUUCCAUUUAAUACAACUUGAUGUUUCACAAUCGUUAAGCUUGAUAUGGAAGCAGUAGUUGGUGUUGAUGUCCUUAUUUUUAUGUGAAGUAUUACUAAAUUCAUUUUGUUUGCUUUAAUUUAUUUUGUUGCUUUAAAUAUGGAUAGUUUCAUUUAUUUGCUAGUACGAAGGGAAAUUGCUUGCUGGAGACGGGUGGUUGCUUUAAAAAGCCUAUAUGAGAAUGAUGAAUUUUGGUAGUUAACAUGAAAUCAAACUUCUACUAUCAUCUAUCAUUGUCACAUUGCUUUAAAAAUGACAGGAACUAAGUGUCAAAAUGUGUAUUAUAGCAAUUCAAAACAAUUAAAACAAGACUAUGAAACAGGACCCAUGUGUAAUGAAUGUCAUGAAGAUUUUGUUUAGGGCUUUAAUGAACCAAUGCUAAAAUACUGUACAGAUGAAAUCAAGAUGCCUGUAUAUGACUAUUUAUGUGACAUGAGAAUAACAGCAUCACUCUCUAAGUAAUUAAAGUCAUUUUUGUUGUUUUUGUUUUAGUUUUGUAAUAAAUUUCUUUAUAUAUAUGA
Messenger RNA from Lytechinus pictus (painted urchin), 4128 nucleotides. RefSeq lists its product as uncharacterized. The transcript has 5 exons. Lineage: Eukaryota; Metazoa; Echinodermata; Echinoidea; Temnopleuroida; Toxopneustidae. The record is from RefSeq and is a predicted model, not a curated record. Bases 81 to 803 code for a protein of 240 amino acids.